This is a messenger RNA of Doryrhamphus excisus (bluestripe pipefish), 2631 nucleotides long. It is a transcript of the gene tmem198ab, whose product is annotated as transmembrane protein 198ab. Gene Ontology annotation, cellular component: cytoplasmic vesicle; plasma membrane. Gene Ontology annotation, biological process: positive regulation of canonical Wnt signaling pathway. Lineage: Eukaryota; Metazoa; Chordata; Actinopteri; Syngnathiformes; Syngnathidae. The record is from RefSeq and is a predicted model, not a curated record.
UUUCACCUUUUAAGGGAGGUGCGAUUUGAUAGUCAACCGGUAGGGGGCCCGUUUUGCCUUACAGAAUAAGCGUGAUGCGCGUGCAUGAGCUGCUGCCAACCUUCAUGAUGAGAAGCACGACAUAGUCUGUAACCCGGAUCUCCGCCGUCCUAUUUGCUCCAGUCAUGGAAGACUAAUCAGAUCUCGACUCACCACCGCGGUGGGGGACACGGCUUGCCCUUCGCCGACGGAGCACACGCUGUUCUAGGUCGAAGAGGAUGCCAAUGGCCGGUGUUCGGGGCUUCAGACACGGGGACGCGGGUAUGGCGCGUCACCCCGUCCGCGCUGAUGGUGAAGGCAUGCGGCCGGUGGACACUCCGUAGUUUCCCCAUACCCUCGCCUCUCUUCUGACUACCUCUCAUCCUCCAUUUCCUGCAUUGUCCCCUAUUCCUCCACUCGUCAUGACGACCCCACUGGAGACGCUGCAGGAGGUCCGUCCUGACCUGGAGCUGAGCCCCAGGCUGCUUGAUGGAUGCGAGGGCUCGGCUGGCCGCUACAAGGUGGUUCCCUCUGUUGUCUGCUCCAUGUGCUGCCUCUUUGGCAUCAUUUACUGCUUCUUCGGUGAGUCUAACAUGAAGGGAAGCACACAAAGUGGUGCAGUAAGUAAUGUGUCCAUGAAGACUCCGGAUGUGAAGAUGUCUAAUGUUGAUCUAACGCAAUUCUCGGUCACCUUCCCCCCAGGGUAUCGUUGCUUCAAGGCUGUGAUGUUCCUGACAGGCCUGAUGUUUGGCUCCGUUGUCAUCUUCAUGCUCUGCUACAAGGAGCGCGUGCUGGACACCCAGCUGAGUGUGGAGGCCUCAGUGGGCAUCGGCCUGGGCAUCGGAACGCUCUGCGGCCUGGUCACCAUGCUGGUUCGCAGCGUGGGCCUCUUCAUGGUGGGUCUGCUGCUGGGCCUGCUGGUGGCGGUUGCCACAUUGGUGGGCAUGGAGGAGCUUUCCGACAGCCCCCCACGCUCCGUCUGGGUGCCUCUGGGCGUGCUGCUUGGCUUGGGCAUGCUUUUUGCCGUGCUCACGCUCCAGUGGCAGCGCAUCUUCACCACGCUGUCCACAGCUGUUUUCGGUGCGGCAGUCAUCACCGUAGCGCUGGACUACUUUGUGGAGCUCUUUGCGCUCGUUCUGUACAUGUAUGAGCGCAUGAAGGCAGUGCCCGGCAAGCCAGUUUGCUGGAUUACGUGGGUGGUGCUGGGGGUGUGGCCUGCGCUCACGCUGCUCGGUGUCGUGGUCCAGUGGAAGGUGACUGCCGAGGGCUACUCGCAUACCAAGGUCAUCAUCAGUCGUCAGCAGAGGAGGAUGCAGGUGAUGCGGAUUCGUCAAAGGGAUGACCGUUACCGUCACAAGAAGAAGAAGAAGAAGCCUCAGGGCUCGUCCUCCAAUCAACACCAAGCCAAGCAACUUCACCAGGAACCCGCCUACCGCCGCAAGCCAAACCCGAUACGCCGCUACGACACCGACGUCCUCUCACCGAGUUACAUUCAGAGUUUCCGAGAUCGGCAGGUGCAGGCGCAGCCUUUCCCGAGACACUUCCUCGGUGGACCACAUUCUGCUGUGGAUUUGGGCUACGACUGCGGCUCGACAGCACCCCUCACCACUGCUGCAGGACCUUCACUACGAACCUAAUCUGUCACCUUGACCUGUGCUCGUUGUACUCAUGCUGGACUUUAUGUAGAGUGGAUGGAAAACACAUUUACUCAUGACUUCCUCUCACUGCACGUGCACGCACACACACCUACACACAUGCACCCAGCAACAGCUCCUAUCUGAGGGUUGACUCGUGUUUCAGCACCUCAGACUGGAUCAGGGAUCCCAAUGCCGACCCAUCUCAGGCACCAGCAUCAUCUUCAGUGGUGAUCCUCAGCCUGCAGGCCCUUCUCUGUGCCAUCUCGACUCCAUUUGCCACCUUUUAAAUGGGCCUUGUCCCGCUUGGUGCUGGACCGUAAUGUCUUCAAGUGGAUUUUGCUGUAACGGGUGCCUUGCCCUUCCUGUGACGGGAGGGGUGUUACUGGCAGAUCUCUCACACGUCGCCAGUGUUUGGGUGCUCACAGGAGAGCUACAGGGUCACAUUCAGGGGUUGGCUCACUGUCUUCACCACGCCUGAACAUGUGAAGAGCCACCUGCACGAAAGCCAUAUGUAUAGUGGCACCCUGCCUCACACAACUCUCCUCACACAGGGGCUGGAAACCUCCCAAAAUUCCCCAAAGAUCAUCUCUACCGGACUCUAGUAAGCACUUGACACACUGGGUAUGAGGCGCUACACUGUCACACUGUUCCCACGUCCAGUUGUGGCGUUCCUGAAGCGGAUCAGAAGACAAGGCUGUUAAGAUCUUAUUUACGGCGAUUAUGUAAAAAUGUGAAAGUCUAGAUCUUUUUAUCGCAAAGAGAGAAUGUACAAUAUGUUUGCAUGAGCUCACCCCAAAUGGUGGCUUCCUUUAGGCUUCAGAAAUCCCUUUUACGUGCACCCAAGUCAACUUUGUACAGAAGAUCUUCUUUUUUUCCUUCAACACCUUCCUUUGAUAGGAAUUUCUAAGGUAACAGGUUGUUUUCCAUUUGAUGUAGUUCAUUAAAGCAUGCCUUCCUGUGGGCUACUGUACUGUCA